GGCCAGCGAGGCUCAGUCCCUGCAGUGUCCCCGCUGGCCAGGGCCAUGUCCGAGCGCCGCGGGGCCACCAAGGGCCGGCGCUUGGGCUCCAGCCGGCGCAAGCAGCUGCAGGAGGGCUCCAGGGAGACCCCAGGGUCAGCACCCAGCCCUGGUGAGGAGCCACCAUGGGUAUCUGAAAUAGUGCAGAGGGUGCAGCAGCUCCUCAGAGACAGGGACGCGGAGCAGGCGGGAGUUGUCACCCGCUCGGACAUGCAGAAACUGCAGGAGGACGGUUUGCCGUGCAGCAGGGAGGAGCUGGAGCUUGUGUUCGAUGGGCUGGAUGCUGCUGGCACCGGGAGCUUGGGCACGGAGGAGUUCACGGCCGGGCUCCGGCAGUUCCUGAGCUCCCAAAAAGCUGCCAGGGAGCACCGGCGGCGCAAGACGGCGUCACGGAGGGUCCGGCUGGUCCUGCCUGCCCCGGAGCUGGAAGGGGUGGAGAGCGAGGAGCGCAGACACUUCACGGCCUUUAUGGAGCAGCUGGGCACAGGAAACCUCCUGGAAGAACAGGAGAUCUGGCAGCUCUGGGGGAAGCUCCGGCAGGAUGAGCCCCAGCUGCUGGAUAACCUGGAGGAUUUCCUGGCCAAAAUGAGGCACCGCAUCCAAGAAGCCAGGAGCGAGAAGGAGGCUUUGGAGCAGGCUCUGAACAAGCGUGUGGCCGAGCACGACAAGGACGUGCAGCAGCUCUGCGAGGUCCUGGAGCAGCAGAUCCAGCAGGAGCAGCUGCGGCUGCAGCAGCAGAGCAUGGCCCGGAGCCAGCAGCACGGCGAGGAGCUGCAGCGAGUGCUGGAUGCCAGCGAGAGGGAGGUGCAGCGCUUGGUCACGGCGCAGAUGGAGCUGGAGCGGCGCUGCCGCAGCCUCCACAGCUCCCAGCAAGUCACCAGCAGGGAAAACCAGCAGCUGGAGGAGAGCAACCGGGCCCUGGAGCAACACCUGCAGCACCUGCACCAGCAGCUGCAGCAGACCCAGGGCCACCUGAGGACAAUGAGGGCUACAGUGGUUUGGGAGCGCAUGGGGGAGCCCGGGGACAGAGUGGUGGCAGAGUUACCCAUCGAGGUGCCAAUGUCCCCACAGCUGAGUCCUGGGAAGAGCGAGAAGUUCCGCUCCGAGAUGCGGAUCAGGCUGGGAUCCCAGAGCAGCGAGGGCAAAGCCAAGGGCACCCACCAAGUGGUUUGGGAAAUGCUGCCAACAGAAACAAACCUUUCAGGAGCCUCACGGAAAGCAAGCUCUGCUGAAGAAGACCCCUUCCCUGAACCUCUGAAAGAGGAAGGUGUCUCUGACCAAGGCUCUUUGCUAAGAGAGAUGAAUGAUGCAAUAGCAGCUCUGAGCAAACAUCUAAAGGCAGAGGGACUCGGUGCACUGGCAGACCCUCCCUGGGACAAUGCUGAGCCCCAAACAGGGCCAGAGGCAGCCACAGCCCAUGAAACAACCCCUGGGAUCCUGCAGAAGACCCUCCCUGGCCACAUCCAUCAUGAGCUGCUGGAAGGAGACCUGCAAGAGGGAGCAGGCAGAGCUGAGCUUCGUGCUCCGGAUGUGACACAGGCUGAUGUGUGGCGGCUUUGUGCUCCAGGACAGGCAGCACAAAGGGAGCUUCAGGAGCAGGUUUCAGCACAGGGACUUGAGGGGAAGCUUCACACAGUGGCCCAACAGCCAGAGGGGGAGACACCACCCACGAUGGAACCGGAGCACACGGCUGCUGCACCUGCUGAGCAUCCAAAGCAAGAGGUGCCAGCAUCAACACUGCCCACAGUGCAGCCAGAAGGUGCUGGGAAUGAUCAGCUGGGGAUGGCCCCCAGAGAUAACUCACUGGGGAAAAUGCAGCUCUUGGGAGAACAGAGCAAAGACCUCAGUGUGGGUCAGCAAGAGAAGGUGCAAGAGUUUUGUCAGAAAAUGAGCCAGAAAGGCGAGCCCAGCCCAGGAGAGCCAGGGGCUGUGACUGCAGCUGGGGCAGGAGCUGCCCCAGGGGUUUGUCCUAAAGCUGCCCUGGACCCAGACCACCUCUACAACGUGCUGUUUGUUGGGGACUCCCACGUGGGCAAGACGUCGUUCCUGUACCGACUGCACGCCGACACCUUCAACCCCCACCUCACUGCCACUGUGGGACUGGAUUAUCAGAUCAAAAACCUCGUUGUGGAUAACAAGCGCUUCGCUCUCCGCCUGUGGGACUCAGCUGGUCAGGAAAGGUACCGCAGCAUGACCAAGCAGUUUUUCCGGAAGGCGGACGGGGUGGUGCUGAUGUACGACAUCACCUCCGAGUACUCCUUCUGCGACGUGCGCUACUGGCUCAGCUGCAUCCAGGAAGCAGCAGAGGAUGGAGUUGCUGUUCUGCUUCUUGGCAACAAAACCGACUGUGCUGCCCAGAGACAGGUCCCUACAAAGGAGGGGGAGUGCCUGGCCAAGGAGCAUCAGCUCAUGUUUUACGAGUGCAGCGCUGCCUCAGGCCACAACGUCUUGGAGUCCAUGGUCAGCUUCACCAGGUUGCUCAAAAGUCGUGAAGAUGAAUUGAAAAAUAAGGCAGAAGAGGUACCAAAGGUACCCCAGAAGAAAAAGAGCUGCUGCUGGUGAUGGACAGACACCCCACACACUGAUCUGAAACUGCACCAACAGUCAAAAAAGUAUAAAAACAGUCCUUGGACACCUUCUCUUUUUCUGUGUGUCUUCCUUGCCUGAUGUUCCUUGGAUGCUGAGAGCAAAAGCUGCCGUGGCAGAACCC
Catharus ustulatus (Swainson's thrush) is the source of this 2749-nucleotide messenger RNA. RefSeq names its product RAB44, member RAS oncogene family (gene RAB44). The transcript is spliced from 16 exons. The coding region runs from base 46 to 2601 and encodes 851 amino acids. Lineage: Eukaryota; Metazoa; Chordata; Aves; Passeriformes; Turdidae. The record is from RefSeq and is a predicted model, not a curated record. Gene Ontology annotation, molecular function: calcium ion binding; GTP binding; GTPase activity.